UCAUUUGCUGGCAGGGUCAUUUUGUUGUUUUCCCCCCAGAAACCCAUGUAUAAGGUCUGGCUCUGUGGAAUCUCCAUAAACCCCAGUCCACCUUAAAUGAAUGCCAUGGUGAUUGCAUGUACAAGCACAAUUUUAAAGAUGGUAUAGCAAUAUUUGCAAGGUAUCUGGUUUCAGUUAAAUGUACUGGAAGUAACUGCAGUCAUAACUGUAAUACUGACAAAACCAGUUCAGUGCAAAUGAGUAUGGACGAUCGGGACCAGGUGCAGAAGAAGCCUGUUCGCAUCAUAGCAGCGGUCUGCAACGACAUGGGGAUCGGCAAAGACGGGCAGCUGCCCUGGAAUUUACCAUCUGAGUUCCAGUACUUUCUGAACACUGUCAAAAGGGUAUCAAGACCAGGAAAGAUGAACCUGAUGGUCUGGGGCAAACUGUGCUGGUACUCCCUCCCAAAAACUAUGUUACCAAUGGCCAAUAUUCUGCAUGUGGUGCUGAGCACGACACUGGACACAGUUCCAGAUCACGCCCACUUCCUGUGUCAAGACUUUGAGAGUGCGGUCCGCCUGGCGGCACAGCCCCCCCUCGCUGACCUAGUUGAGACCAUCUGGAUUGUCGGUGGGACGCAGGUCUACAAGGAUGCGCUGAAGCACCCGUGGUGUGACUUGGUUUACCUGACAGACGUCAUGGCAGACUUCGACUGUGACGUCUUCUUCCCCGAGUUUGACAGAGGACUCUUCAGAGAACAAGAAGGAUUUCCUGAUGUACCGAGUGGAAUUCAAGAGGAGAACGGCAUUAAGUACAAGUUCCAAGUGUUCAAGAAAGAAAUUGGUGAUGCGGUGUGGACGGCUAAUAGAGAAAAUCAAUAGAUUGUCAGAAAACACUCAAAUAUAUAUACCUCAUUCCUUGAAAACCUUUCAAGAUUUAUUGCCAUGUUACCUUCUGGUCAGACAGUAGAAACAUGCUGCCAAACCCACAGUGCGUCACUAUAUUUCUAAAAAUCCAAGUAUUGGUAACACUCUUUGUUAUAUAGUACUUUUAUACUCUUUUAUACUCUUUGUAAUGGAUGAAAAACUCGAAACGCAGACACUUUAACAGCAGUCUAGUUUGUCUAUGCAAGUCUUUGUGUGUAUUCACCCAUCUUACAUCACUGCUGCUUGGUACAUUAUUUACAAUCUGUUCUGAUAUAAAAUCUGCCACCCGCUGCUGUCACCUUGUCAGCGUUCCCAUCUCGUCCUCCUCCUCAGAUGCAUUGCAGCUGCACAGAGAAUAUGCUUGUCAGUGAGUCAGUCGGCUGUCACUGUUGACGACAGCUCGUGGUCUGGGUACCACAACAGAUCUGGUCCCCUCUAAGCUAAUGGCAGAUGCCAGUUUAGAAAGCAACAAAUGAAUUGUCCUACUAUCAAUCCUAUAAGGACUGUCUUGUCAUUCCGAAGGAUAAGGGGACAUUAAUCAGCUUGUAUUUUGUUGAUUACAACUGAAAAUACCUUUAUUUUGAAGUUUUUCUGUGCAGUUUUUUGGUGGAUAAGGGGGACAUUAAUCAGCUUGUAUUUUGUUGAUUACAACUGAAAAUACCUUUAUUUUGAAGUUUUUCUGUGCAGUUUUUUGGUGGAUAAGGGGGACAUUAAUCAGCUUGUAUUUUGUUGAUUACAACUGAAAAUACCUUUAUUUUGAAGUUUUUACUGUGCAGUUUUUUGGUGGAUAAGGGGGACAUUAAUCAGCUUGUAUUUUGUUGAUUACAACUGAAAAUACCUUUUAUUUUGAAGUUUUUACUGUGCAGUUUUUUGGUGUAUUUCUGAGGUUUUUCAUGAAAAUAAAUCACCGGUAAUUGUUUAAUUGAGAAACAACUGACAAUUUGUGAAUCUUGUUGGGUUUUUUUAAUAAAAAGAUCCUUAUUUAUCUUUUCAGGCUUGUUAAAGGACCUUGCAGAAAGUGAGUCUGUAUGUCACUGUUUUAAAUUGAUUUAGCACCCAGGCUUUUAAUGAUGACAUUGUUGUUCGAAUAUGAGUGAUAGUGGGUUUAUGUAUUUACCUGUAAGUGUCUCUGUCUAUUUGAAACCGUGCGGCUGCCACUUGCCAGGACAUUCUUGUAAAAGAGAUUUUUAAUCGCGAAG
Messenger RNA from Etheostoma spectabile (orangethroat darter), 2104 nucleotides. Its product is annotated as zgc:153031. The transcript is spliced from 7 exons. The record is from RefSeq and is a predicted model, not a curated record. Lineage: Eukaryota; Metazoa; Chordata; Actinopteri; Perciformes; Percidae. Gene Ontology annotation, molecular function: NADP binding; dihydrofolate reductase activity. The coding region runs from base 117 to 860 and encodes 247 amino acids. Gene Ontology annotation, cellular component: mitochondrion. Gene Ontology annotation, biological process: dihydrofolate metabolic process; folic acid metabolic process; tetrahydrofolate biosynthetic process.